ACCUCUUUGUAGUGGUUUCUACCUUGGAUGCAUGUUAGAAUCACUGGGGAGGUGGCCAGAGGCAACCAAGAUGACAACUCUACCCAGGAACCGAUCCACCCGCUGAAAAACAUGAUUGGCAAGUCCCGCUGGAAGCUCCUGGCCAUGCUGGCUCUGGUCCUGGUUGUCAUGGUGUGGUAUUCCAUCUCCAGAGAAGACAGGUACAUUGAGCUUUUUUAUUUUCCCAUCCCAGAGAAGAGGGAGCCGUGCCUCCAGGGCGAGGUGGAGAGGAAGGCCUCUAAGAUCUUUGGCAACUGCUCCCGAAAUCAGCCCAUUUUCCUGCAGCUUAAGGAUUUUUUCUGGGUCAAGACACCCUCUGCUUAUGAGCUGCCCUACGGGAUCAAGGGGAGUGAAGACCUGCUCCUCCGGGUUCUAGCCAUCACCAGUUACACCAUGCCAGAGAGCAUCCAGAGCCUGAAGUGCCGCCGCUGUGUUGUGGUGGGGAAUGGGCACCGGCUGCGGAACAGCUCACUGGGAGAAACCAUCAACAAGUAUGAUGUUGUCAUCAGGUUGAACAACGCUCCAGUGGCUGGCUAUGAGGGGGAUGUGGGCUCCAAAACCACCAUGCGUCUCUUCUACCCUGAGUCUGCCCACUUUGACCCCAAAGUGGAGAAUAACCCAGACACACUCCUGGUUCUGGUAGCAUUCAAGGCAAUGGACUUCCACUGGAUUGAGACCAUUCUGAGUGACAAGAAGCGGGUGAGAAAGGGUUUCUGGAAACAGCCUCCCCUCAUCUGGGAUGUCAACCCAAAACAGAUUCGGAUUCUCAACCCAUUCUUUAUGGAGAUUGCAGCUGAUAGACUACUGAGCCUGCCGAUGCAGCAGCCACGCAAGAUUAAGCAGAAGCCCACCACAGGCCUGUUGGCCAUCACCCUGGCCCUCCACUUCUGUGACUUGGUGCACAUUGCUGGCUUUGGCUACCCAGACAUCUACAACAAGAAGCAGAGUAUUCACUACUACGAGCAGGUCACACUCAAGUCCAUGGCGGGGUCAGGCCACAACGUGUCCCAGGAAGCACUGGCCAUCAAGCGGAUGCUAGAAACUGGAGUUGUCAAGAACCUCACUUACUUCUGA
Chrysochloris asiatica (Cape golden mole) is the source of this 1113-nucleotide messenger RNA. RefSeq names its product ST3 beta-galactoside alpha-2,3-sialyltransferase 4 (gene ST3GAL4). The transcript has 11 exons. Lineage: Eukaryota; Metazoa; Chordata; Mammalia; Afrosoricida; Chrysochloridae. Gene Ontology annotation, biological process: glycolipid biosynthetic process. The coding region runs from base 28 to 1113 and encodes 361 amino acids. Gene Ontology annotation, molecular function: sialyltransferase activity. The record is from RefSeq and is a predicted model, not a curated record.